GUGCCCUCUGUGUUUCCAGCUUCCGUGUUUCUUCAGGGCUGCCUGCUGGGCAGUGGAUGCCCUUGGCAGGGAGGCCCCUUCUGUGCAGGGCUUGCUGCUUCAGCAUGGCCCACAGCUCCUGUAGCUCACACUGGAUCGCUUACCUGCCUGGAAGUCUUGUCUGGCAUGUUCCUCAGACAGUGUUGAUGGAAGCUGCUGAGUGACACUCCGGUCCUUUGAGCCUGGCAAGUUGUGCGGAGAAACGGAGGGAGGCGGUUGUGGACAUGGCGAGGCUACAUCACGGUUUGCUGUGGAUGUUGGGGCCUGGUGGUCACUGAGAUGUCUGUGGGGCCACACGCUGCCUGCUGUACCCAUGGGAGCGAGGGCACCCUGUGUGGGUGUCCCAGCUUCUUCGGCGUCACGACUCCCUGAGCUUUCUCCAAACAGUUACAAACGUUUCUUCUCAUCUGGCUUGAAGUUCGUGGCUCCGAAGUGGCCAAUUCCAGGGGACACUAUCUUCAGAGGCUCCUCCGUGUUUCAUUGUCCUGAUGUGUCGUCGGCUGCUUAUCCCCAGGGCUAGCUGAGGGUUUCGCGGGAGGUUCUAGCUGUGUGUCUUUAGGUGACUGGACAGCCGUGCGUGGCUUCCCUGUGCCUACUGUUGGUGUUGGGCACCACUGACCACUGCAGCCCAGAGCCCCUUCUCCUCCCCUGCACUUGGUUAGGGUUUGCUCGUCUUCCUUUUUUUUUUUUUUUUUAGACGGAGUCUUACUCUCUUGCGCAGGCUGGAGUGCAGUGGCGCGAUCUCGGCUCGCUGCAACCUCUGCCUUCUGGGUUCAAGUGAUUCUCCUGCCUCAGCCUCCUGAGUAGCUGGGAUUACAGACGCCUGCCACCACACCUGGCUAAUUUUUGUAUUUUUAGUAGAGGCAGGUUUCACCAUGUUGGCCAGGCUGGUCUCAAACCCCUGACCUCAAGUGAUCCACCUGCCUCGGGGGUUUUGCUCGUUUUCUGGGGCAGUGUUUUGGGGUUUGCCUUUCCUCUGUGAGGUGCCGGGUUUUCCAGCAGGGUGUUGUUGUGGGAGGAACGGGGUGUUCACCAUGGCAACAGCUAAUGCUGCCAGCGUGUGAUGAGUGUUGCCUGCCAGCACUGGUGGGCGCUUUCCGCUGCCCCCGUGUAGCCCCCACCACCACCUGUGAGAAGGCAGCACCACCCCCACUGUGCAGACGAGGGAUUGAGGCUCAGGAGGCGGCAGCUGUAGGGGUGGGCUUGGGGUCCGGGAGGAGCCGCCCUGCAGGCCUCCUGUGAAGCAGCGGGCUUCAUGGCUCUUUCCCCGUCCUCCUCACCUCCACCUGGGCCUGGGGAUGGCUGCCACACACCUGCUUCUGCUGCACCGCGCACACUAAGUUCUCCUGAGACCCAAGCCUCAGAGGACCGCCUCAGCCCCGGGGUGACCCUGGCUGGCAUCUGAGAACCCAUGUGGUCAGGAGAUUGCAGCUGAGAAGGCGCGAAGCUGCUGGUCCCUGAAAAGCUGCCGCCUACCCUGGUCUGGAGCCCCUGCGAGCUGGCGUAGAGCAGGAAGGGGUUGCAUCACAGCUGAGUCCUCCCCUGCGCAGCGCAUGGUACGAUGCCACCCCACCGAGGGCUGUUCUGGGGCCCAGGGGCCACGUCAGCCAGGGUGUCGUCCGCCGGGCGUUUGGAGUAAGCAGGGAAAGGUGUCGGCGUCCAGCAUCCUGGUGCGGAGAACGCUGCCGAACCACUGUGAGAAGGCGGGGAGACUGCUUGUCAGGCCGAGCUGACUUUCUGGGCGGUCGGGAGAAGGAUGUGCAGACUGUGGAACUGGCGGGUGUCAGGGACCAGAAGUUACGAAGGCGGUGGGAAGAGGAGCAGCUGCGGGAAGAAGGACUGCCUGCCAAGACCAUGGGCUGUGGGCAUCCUCAGGGCAGGAGCUGGGUGGAAGAGGGGCCUCUUCAGUCCUCUUGGCAGUGAAGGUAAACAGACGUCAGCAGGGUGGACUCGCACUUUGAGCCUAAGGGAUCGACUACAAGACCACCACCAUCCUGCUGGACGGCCGGCGCGUGAAGCUGGAGCUCUGGGACACGUCGGGCCAGGGCCGGUUCUGCACCAUCUUCAGGUCCUACUCCAGGGGCGCUCAGCUCUGUCCCAGGUACUCCCGGGGGGAUUCACUGAUGGACUGGCCGAGAGGACACUUAGCUUCCACAGCUGCACGUCCCCCGGCUGCCAGAACCCCGCAUCUGCCUGCCCAGGAAACUUCCACAGGCUGAUGGCUCCAGGGGAGGGAGGGGAAGCGGCAUUUCUGACACCAUGGAAGGCACCCACCCCCCUGCUGCAGUCCUGCCAGGGGAUCCUCUUGGUGUAUGACAUCACCAACCGCUGGUCCUUUGACGGCAUCGACCGCUGGAUCAAGGAGAUUGAUGAGCAUGCACCCGGAGUCCCCCGGAUCUUGGUUGGAAACCGGCUGCACCUGGCCUUCAAGCGGCAGGUCCCGACGGAGCAGGCCCGCGCGUAUGCAGAGAAGAACUGCAUGACCUUCUUUGAGGUCAGCCCCCUGUGCAACUUCAACGUCAUCGAGUCCUUCACGGAGCUAUCCCGCAUCGUGCUCAUGCGGCACGGCAUGGAGAAGAUCUGGAGGCCCAACCGAGUGUUCAGCCUGCAGGACCUCUGCUGCCGGGCCAUCGUCUCCUGCACCCCCGUGCACCUCAUCGACAAGCUUCCACUGCCCGUCACCAUCAAGAGCCACCUCAAGUCCUUCUCGAUGGCCAACGGCAUGAACGCGGUCAUGAUGCACGGCCGUUCCUACUCCCUGGCCAGUGGGGCCGGGGGCGGCGGCAGCAAGGGCAACAGCCUCAAGAGGUCCAAGUCCAUCCGUCCACCCCAGAGCCCCCCCCAGAACUGCUCGCGGAGUAACUGCAAGAUCUCCUAGCGGGGACGGGCGGGGCCGCCUGUGCAGAUGCCAGGAGGGCUCGAGCUGGACACUCCUGGCUGGACGCCAGGCCAGUGCCGCCUACGUGGAGACUGUCCACACAGCUGCCUCAGAAGCGCCGGGCUUUCCUCACACCUGAGCCGGGUGCGAGGAGGAGCAUGCACGGACCACGCGCGGCAGGCGGGAGGAGAGGGCGCGGCUGGGCUGCUGGUGCUUCCGGGAAUCUUGGUCUGAAACAAGCUGGGCCUCCCCAGCUGCCUGGGCUCGACCGGCCGGGAGCCUGGUUGGCCUUUCUUAUUUAUAUAGAGAACACUUCACUUUUUUGUACAUUUUUAAGGGGCCUUCAGGAAAGCCUGGGUGUGGCCCGGUGGUGGUGCACUGGUGACUUCAUGGCCACGCCAGCUGUGGGGACGCACUUGGGACUCCUCGAGAGGGGACUCGCGGCCGCGAUGGCAAGGCAGCCUGUGAAUUCAUGCGCUGCGAGUGGCGGGGCUGCCCAGAGGCCGGGGGAGCAGACAGGGCCAGUGUUCCCUCUGGAAGCUUGGGUGACCGGGGCCCUGGCUCCCACGGGAUGGAGGGUGUGGUCCUGUGGUCAGAGCCCAAGCAGCACUCAGGAGAGGGGAGAAAGGAGGUGCACCUGGGAGCCCACAUUUUUGUUGCUCCCCAAAUCCCUCCCCACGUGGGGAUGAGAACCUUCCUGCUGUGAUGUGACACCUUCGGGGACACUGACCACUCAAAACUCAGAUCAUCUCGCCCACCCUGGAGAGUGCAGAGCUAUCUGUAGACUUAGGAAUACUCGAUGGGCAGUGGUGCAGACCCCAGGCACCUGCGUGCAGCCUCCUGUUCUCGGCAGCUUCUGUCGCUGGCCCUGGGGUCCCCACAGCUGCAGCUCUCCUGUGAGGUUGCACGGCAUCAGAACCAUCCUGACCUUCUUAGGGACGUGCCUGGAAUCACCUCGUCCACGUCCAUGUCCACCUGGGGGCCUCGGGAGGCUAGGCCCCUCCUCAAAGGCCCACCAGCCCGGCGCUCAUGCUGAGCCCCAGGCACGCAGGGCCGGCCACUUCUCUCCUGAAGCCAUUGGCCGCUCCUCCACCCAGUGCUUCUGCCCAUGCCUGCCCCAGCAGCCCCUCUGCACGGUCGCCGUCGCCUGGGCCUGCCCACAGCACUGGUGCUCACCUCUACCUCCUGUCCUCAGGCCGUGUGGCACGACAUGGCCAGCACGCAGAAGGAGCCCUCCCGGGACCCAGGACCCCCCGUGGUGGACUCCGCGGCACAUGCUUCCCAAGGUGGUCCCACGGAGGGUGUUACUGGGCACCAGUGGACUCGCCCCAUGGCCCGUUCCUGGGAGAUGAGGGCCGUGGCCUGCGUGAACUACCAGAUGAGUAAGGGAACCCCAGGCAUGCGGCCCUGCCACAGCCCCCAAAGACACCGGCCUCCUGCUCCAGCUUCCCUGUCCUGGCCCCACCUGUCCUGUUGCUGCCAGCAGGGCCCUUGUUUGGGAUUAUGAACAAACCUCACAGACUUUGAGGACCUGGAUGGUCCUGCAUUCAUGGCAUCAACACUACCCGCACUGCUGUUAGACACUCCGCCAUUCCUGGUUCUCUCCGAACCGUUCUUUGUACAGUAAAUGUAAUUCAGCUGUGGUC
Messenger RNA from Pan troglodytes (chimpanzee), 4563 nucleotides. It is a transcript of the gene RAB40C, whose product is annotated as RAB40C, member RAS oncogene family. Gene Ontology annotation, biological process: intracellular signal transduction. The coding region runs from base 1796 to 2917 and encodes 373 amino acids. Lineage: Eukaryota; Metazoa; Chordata; Mammalia; Primates; Hominidae. The transcript is spliced from 9 exons. The record is from RefSeq and is a predicted model, not a curated record. Gene Ontology annotation, molecular function: GTP binding; GTPase activity.